This is a messenger RNA of Trichophyton benhamiae CBS 112371, 693 nucleotides long. Its product is annotated as extracelular proline-glycine rich protein. NCBI's taxonomy places the organism in Eukaryota, Fungi, Ascomycota, Eurotiomycetes, Onygenales, Arthrodermataceae. The coding region runs from base 1 to 693 and encodes 230 amino acids. The transcript is spliced from 3 exons. The record is from RefSeq and is a predicted model, not a curated record.
AUGCUGGGCAAGGCUGCCGAGCUUGGAUGUCCUCCUCACGACCCCGGCUGUCUCUGCUCGCACCCUGACUUCACCAACGGUCUGCGUGACUGCACCAAGGAGGCCUGCCCUGGCGAGAACAUUGAAAAGGUUGUCGAGGAGGGCCAGAAGGCCUGCAAGGACAUGGGCGGUGCUCCAGGAAGCUCCACUGGUGCUCCUACUACCGGCACCGGCUCUGGCACUGCUACCGGAACUCCCACCUCUGGCUCCGGCUCUGAGACCACCGCUCCCCCCACCAGCGGCUCUGGCUCUGCCCCUGCCCCAACCUCCGGUGGCCACUCUACCCCUUACACCACCAUCCCUGCUGGCCCAACCGUCAUCACCUCCGGCACCAAUGUCAUCACCACCAGCCGCCCUGCCACCACUCUCUACACCGAGGUCUCUGGCUCCCAGUCCGGCUCCGAGUCCGGCUCCUCCACUGGCUCUGGCUCCGAGUCCACCUCUGGCCCCGAGCCUACCUCUGCAACCUCCUCCGAGGGUGGCUCCAGCCCAUCCUCCACCGAGGGCAGCGGCGGCAGCGGCGGCAGCGGUGGCAGCGAGACCUCUGGCUCUGGCAACGGCCCAUCCCCAACCCCCUCCCAGGGUAUGGCUCCCAAGGCUACUGGUCUUGGUGUUGCUGGUGCCAUCGGUCUCGUUGCUCUCCUCGCCUUGUAA